Molecule: messenger RNA, 669 nt
Organism: Plasmodium gallinaceum
Lineage: Eukaryota; Apicomplexa; Aconoidasida; Haemosporida; Plasmodiidae
Product: conserved Plasmodium protein, unknown function
Exons: 7
Coding region: 1-669 (222 amino acids)
Biological process (GO): DNA-templated transcription; DNA-templated transcription initiation
Cellular component (GO): RNA polymerase I complex
Source: RefSeq, a predicted model, not a curated record
AUGGCUCAAAAUCCAUGGUAUAUAAAAAAAUCAAAAGUAUUAAGAAUUAGCAAAUUAGAAAAUUUUAUUAAUAAAUUUAAUGAAGAUUAUGAUCAUUUAAUAUGUAAUCCUAAAUUUAAAUACAUAAAAAACACAUUAAAUGUUAUUCUUGAGAAUCCUGGACUAAUUAUUAAUAAAAAAACCUUUAAUAUAGUAAGAAUAAGUUGUGUAGCUCAAUUACAACCAAAAUACUUAGAUAACGUAAAAGAUGGUCUAAGCAUUUAUUUAUCAAAUUUUAUGUUAAAAGUAAAUAAUGAUGUUGAAGGAUUUUGUAUAUGUUUUAACAAUAUUAAAUUAAAAGAAAAAGAACCCAAAAUUAUUAAUAGUGAUCCAUCAAAUAUGUUUUUAAAAAUCAGUUUUAAACUUUUAAUUUUAGUUUUAAAAGAAAAUUAUAUAAUAAAAGCUAAAAUAAAUAAAAUAGAACCAACAAAAAUUCAUUUAGAUAUAUUUGGGAUUAUUGAAGCAACACUUAUUGAAGAAAUAUUUAAAGAUUUUUGUUAUGAUUCAAAUAAUAAUACAUUUAUAAAAGAUGAUAAAGUAUAUUCUUUAAAUGAUAUUAUUAACUUCACAAUAAAAAAAGUUACCUAUUCUGACAAUGGAACAAAUGUAAAAUUAAUUGGAUAUUUUUAA